GGAGAGGUAACUGCAGGAUCUGUAUGCACAGUGCAGUCAAAGCUCCCUCCUCUUCCUCCUCUUCUUCCUCCUCCACAGCUGUUGCUACUGCCGCCCAGCGAGCAGCUCUUUCCUGCUGCAGACAGACGACUCAGAGGCUGGGGAAUCAGUAAAGACACAACCCAGCCCGUCUCAGCACAGCUCGCCACAGCCUGGCUCAGACACUCGAAGACGUUUGGGAGGGGAUACACUGCAACGCAUUCACCCACGCGCACACACACCAGGCUCUGACACACACUCCUCCUCGCUCACUCUCUCUCUCUCUCUCUCUCUCUCUCUCUCUCUCUCUCCCUUUGGUCCUCGCUUCUGCACUGCUCCUUCACUCAUUCGCUGCUGAUUCACUCACUCCCUCGCUUGCCUCUCCUCUGCGAGUCGCCCUGCCUUGCUGCGUUCUGCCUGCCUUCCCUCUGCCCGCCUGCCUGCCUGAGAAUGGUCCAGCCGGUGCCUAAGGGUCUGCUGUCGCGGCCUGUCUGAAUGCGUGCAUAAACACACAGAGCCAGUCGUCACACGGAAGCUCACGCACACAGAGCUGGAGAGCAAUGUGAGAGAGGAAGUGCCUUCCCUGAUGUCUGCUGCAGCUUUGACCUGCUUCUACAGCUGAAGCUCCAUCCCCCUCUCCCCUUGCUCGCUCGCUUGCUGCCACAGUUCUAAGAGUAAAAGGACAACGACCACACCUUUCCCCAGUUUCUCCACCAUCAGCAUCCACUCCAGCAUCAGCCCUCCCCACCAGACGGCCCUGCUGCUCACUACCAGCUGACCAGCCUUACCACUGCACCACCAGGCCCCACAAACAGCAUUUCACCCACCUUGCCUUUCACCAUCGCCUUCAACCCCUUGAGGCCUCCGCUCAGAUCUCAGUGUCCUUAACUUUCCUGAAGCAGACUUUAUAGACUGUCACCUUUGUUGCCUGCUUCACUGCACCCAACCAGAGGGCUCUCAGUUUGGACGUUGCAUAAGAAAGUAAGCAAUAAACUAAAAGAGUGAAGAGGGACACAUUUGUAGGCUCCUGGAUAUCAGAUCUUUGCCGGGUGUUGCGUGCAUCAGGAAAAUGACCCAUUAACGUCCUCAGCAAACACUGUCCUGCAGCAUUUCACCAAUCGCAUUUUUCUGAAUGUUUUAUUUCAAAUAAUCACAAGCAGCAAAGAUAUAAAGGAAACAUUUUUUUUUUUAAAAAAAAAAGGACAUUUGUGGAUUUAAAACACUAGAAGUACUUUAUCCGCACCUGACGUGUCUCUGUUAAGAACACCUUUUGCCUGCGUGUUGCCAUGGCCAUGAACAUAGCACACAUCCGCGACACAAAGUGGCUGACACUGGAAGUAUGCCGAGAGUUUCAGAGGGGCACUUGCUCACGCUCCGACCAGGAGUGCAAGUUCGCCCAUCCGGCGAAGAGCUGCCAGGUGGACAACGGGCGGGUGAUUGCUUGCUUCGAUUCACUUAAGGGCCGUUGUUCCAGGGAGAACUGCAAGUACCUGCACCCUCCUCCCCAUCUAAAGACCCAGCUGGAGAUCAAUGGCAGGAACAAUCUGAUUCAGCAGAAAAAUAUGGCCAUGCUAGCCCAGCAGAUGCAGCUCGCCAAUGCUAUGAUGCCUGGCACUCAGCUACCCCCCAUGCCCAUGUUUUCGAUGACACCAGGCCUGGCCACCAAUGCAAGCGCAGCAGCAGCUGCUGCCGCUGCAGCCUUCAACCCUUACCUGAGCCCAAUGUCUCCAAGCCUGAUGCCUCCAGAGAUCCUGCCCAGCACCCCUGUGCUUAUGUCAUCCAGCCCCAACGUUAGCCAAGUUCCCAACGCUGCUGCUGCUGCAGCCCAGAAACUGCUGAGAACAGACAGACUUGAGGUGUGUCGUGAGUAUCAGAGGGGAAACUGUGCUCGGGGGGAGGGCGAGUGCCGCUUCGCUCACCCCGCAGAUAGCACCAUGAUCGACACCAACGAUAACACCGUAACCGUGUGCAUGGACUACAUCAAGGGUCGGUGCACUAGGGAAAAGUGCAAGUACUUCCACCCUCCUGCCCAUCUGCAGGCUAAAAUUAAGGCCACCCAGCAUCAGGUGAACCAGGCCACGGCUGCCGCGGCCAUGACUCAGUCGGCUGUCAAAUCACUGAAGCGACCCCUCGACGCAACCUUUGACCUGGGCAUCACCCCUAGUGUCAUGGCUCCCCUCCCAAAGCGGGCAGCCCUGGAGAAGGCCAACGGGGCCACAGCCAUGUUUAACACCGGCAUGCUUCAGUACCAACAAGCCCUGGCCAGCAUGCAGUUUCAGCAGCAGGCUGCUUUCCUCCCAUCAGAUUCCAAUAAUAUCUGCAGAUCAUCUGAGUAGUCACAAGUACUUGACUCAAAUGUAGUUCCUCUUAAGAACAAUCAAAUGAAUGUGUGCUGGCACCGUCCAAGCCAAAAGAGUUAAGCCUUUAUGUACAUAACCUUCAGAAUGUCAAGCGAUGGGACAAGGAGGGUCAGCCAUCUCUUAGCCUGUCCACAAUGAGGGACUCGUCACAUGCGUCAAGGGUACAACACAUGAUCUGUGCCAUCUUCCCACAUAUCAAUAUCCAGAAGAAUUUGCCGUCAGAGUCAACGUCCAGCCAAGAAGAGGAGGAUCACGUGAUACAUCGGUGUAUCUGAAUCCGUUUGCUCUAC
Molecule: messenger RNA, 2668 nt
Organism: Cyprinodon variegatus (sheepshead minnow)
Lineage: Eukaryota; Metazoa; Chordata; Actinopteri; Cyprinodontiformes; Cyprinodontidae
Product: muscleblind-like protein 1
Exons: 9
Coding region: 1305-2354 (349 amino acids)
Molecular function (GO): metal ion binding
Source: RefSeq, a predicted model, not a curated record